AUGUCGAAAGCGUUCGACACAAUAUCCAGGCACCGUUUGCUCACUAUAUUAGCUAGCUUCCUUGAGAAUGAUGAGGUCACCAUUAUCUCCUACCUACUCAGGAACACGUCCCUUGAGGUCCGGCUACCUGGAGGGAAGAGCGAGCAGUUCCAGACCACCCGAGGCACACCACAGGGUGACUCACUAUCACCUGUCCUAUUCGUUAUCUACCUGGAGGCAGCGCUUCGGGAGGUGAGACAGAUUAUCUGCGCAAGACCCGACCUAGAUGUCAGGCUCGGCUUGCCAACUGAUACAGAGUACGCCGACGAUGUCGACUUCCUAUCGUCUGACUGCAAACGUAUUCAAGAGCUCCUGCCCGACAUUGCAAAGUGCCUCAAAGCCUGGGACCUCAACAUCAAUGAAUCUAAAACAGAACUCACAAACAUCACACGGCUGAACGACAGAGUGUGCGAGGAAUGGCGCCUCACUAGGAAGCUGGGCUCCCUCAUUGGUGACCACGAGGAUGCUGCGCGGAGAAUGCAACUCGCCACAGCUGCCCUGCACCGGCUCUGGGCAUUAUGGAUACGAGGUUCCAUUGUAAACGAAUCGCUGAGAGUACGGCUAUACAAGGCAUUCGUCUUACCGGUCCUGUGCUACAACAACGGGACUUGGGGCCUCACUGGCACCGCUAUGCAUAGAGUUGAUGCGUUCCACAGACAACAACUGCGGAAAGUUAUUGGCAUACGGUACCCAGCUAAGAUCAAGAAUAACACCCUGUACAAGAGGACAAACUCAACACCACUUGGUAUCUCGAUCCUGGGAGCCCGCUGGCGUCUGUUUGGGCACGUGCUGCGGCUGGACCAGAGUGCACCGGCGAACCUGUCAAUGUGCUCCUACUUCAAGCCAUCCACUGAGCCUACCUGGAGGGGCAGGCCGCGCACAACUCUGCCGGUCGUGCUCAGACACGAUCUCGAGCUGGUUGGGAGGACCCUCAAGACCUCGGCAGAUCUUGAGGAGCUGAGGAGCAUCGCCCAGAAUCGCGGGGCGUGGACCUACCUCAGCGGCCGUAUCCUGGAGAGAUAUGUUGCUGCUCACAGAUGA
This is a messenger RNA of Sycon ciliatum, 1080 nucleotides long. RefSeq lists its product as uncharacterized. Lineage: Eukaryota; Metazoa; Porifera; Calcarea; Leucosolenida; Sycettidae. Bases 1 to 1080 code for a protein of 359 amino acids. The record is from RefSeq and is a predicted model, not a curated record. The transcript has a single exon.